AUGACCAUAUGUAAGAACAAAUACAAAAACACGGGGUCGGAAGAUGACAAAUUGCUUUUUAAGACGUGCACGGAGUCGACGGAAUAUCUUCAUUUAUAUUUUAGAGAACUGAAGGAGCACCUCUUCAGGCACAGAAAGUAUGAGGAGUUGUUUAACUUUUGCUACGGCACGCUGAGGAAUAUAAAGAACCCCGCCAUCUCGCGGACGACGGCCCUGAAGAUCAUUGGAAUAGCAUUCACGUUGAACCCCAAGUCAGCGGACCUACCAGUGAGCAAAGACAUCAUCACGUACGCAUACAAACUGCUGAAGCGAAAUGAAGAAGGGACUAACAGGAAGUACUUCACCUACUUUGGUCAUAGCACAAACAAAGAAAAAGACAGCCUCCUUAGUGAAGCCAAAAAUUUAUUCAAGACGACGGAGGUGAUUAAAGCGAGGCAGCAAUUGAAAGAUCAUAGCUUUAUUAACGGCAUAUUUAGGAAGAUACAGAAGAAGCGGAUUUUUAUUGCGCAGGGUGUGUGUGUGUCGUAUUCCGCGCUGCUUAGUGACUUCACGAAUACGAAGAGGGAUCUCCUCGAACUGCUCGAAACGGAAUUUGUAAGCCAUGGCAAGGUUGACCGGAUCUACUCUGACUACGUCAGAUGCCUCAAUGAGGUGAAGGAGAGAACCAUCGAAUUUUUGGAAAAUGGCGAAUAUGAGCUUUACUGCAGGUUUAUUGAUGAAAUGCAGGAGGAAGACGAAGUAAACAUUCGCUACGAAUCCUACCUGCUCAGCUGCCCAGAGUUCUUCAAAGAGAAGGAGAAAAAGAAUUCCAACAGAGAGAUCACCCCGUCGAAGGGGGAGCAAUUAAAACAAAAAUCGAGUGACAUAUUUUUAACGGACCAAGUGAGUUGGGAAGAGGCAAACAAAAGAACAGGCAGCAUGAGCAGGAUGGGGGUGGAAAACCAUUCAGAGGUCAGCAACGGAAGAAAUGACACCUCCCCGGUAGGAUCAAAUAACAGAAAGAAAAGUCAUGAGAAAAGUGAAUUUAAAUCAUUAUCCAAAAAUAUUACCAGUAGUAUCACAGAAUUUGCUUCAUCCCUUGUGAGGAAUGCUCCAUCCGGAGAACCAGUCAGUGGAGGAGUGGAGGCAAAUAUUAAUGACGAAGGAGUGACAGUUGCAUCGGGGGAGAUGGUGAAUAAGAAGAAACCUCCUUGUGAUGAUGAAAGUAGAGAGGGAGGGACGGGGGGUAAAUCAGACGUCUUUCCUCCGAGCAGCAACACGGCGAAGAGUACUUCGCUGGACAGGCAUAACGAAAACGAUAAUGAGAACGAAAUUGGGAUGAAGAAAAAAAUAAACAUAAGUAAGAGGAAAAAAAAGGAGCAGACUCAGAAGCAGGCUCAGCAGAAGAGUAAGGAGCUCGCUUUAUUCCCCGAUGGAAGCGCCUCGCCGGGUGACGCACAGGUGAACACGAAGAAGAAGUCUUCCUUCAACAAAACGGUCGCUUUUGACCUUGAGGCCACCGAGAAGGUCGACCAAGACGCCAAGUACUCCGGAAAGCACCAAGUCGUCGCGCGAGACGACCGUUUCAACGAAAAGGAGACCGAAAUAAUAAACGAGUUCAACGCGUAUCUAAAUGAAGGAAUGAGUCAUCUGAGGAAGCAACAGAGUGCCUACCAGAAGGAGUGCAAAGAAUUUAACAACAAUGUCCAUGAUGGAAAUAAUGAACUUUGGGAUAGCCUCAUAAAGAAGAGCAACUUUUACUCCAUUAAGGAAGACUUUUUAAAUUACAAUAAAUUUUUGAAGGCAAAGGAGAAGGACGCCAAGGAGCAGACUCUAGGAGAUCUCCUCGGCAUGAACAAAUACAUUGACCUGAAGAAAAAAAUGUGUAAAAAUAAAUGUAAAAAUAAGAGUAAAAAUAAAGGUAAAAACAGGAAGAUGAAUCCCGACGAGCUAAACUGUAUCAUCAACAAGUUCACAGACAAUUUAUCUCAAAGUAGGCACUUCAAAACUGAGAAGAAAGUUCCAGCACAGGAACACGGGGGAGGAAUGGCUCUUCUUACCCCCAUUGAAACUCCUCUAGGAAUUUCCCCAAACCACAGUGAUAAGAGAAACUCCAUCACUUCAUCACAAAAGAAUGACACAAGACGCAUUUCCUCUUUCAAUAAGUACUUUACGAAGAAUGACAACAUAUCUUACGUGCAGGACGCAGUAUUAAAAAAUGGGUCCCUGUUGUUAAGGGACGACAACCUCGAGAUAUCCCUCACUCAGCACUACUACGGCAACAACGGAUUGAUAAAAAUUUACGUCAAGAAUAAGAAGCUGGUGAACUACUACGACGUGGAUAUUCAGAUAUCGAACAAAAUUUUGUUCCCCUUGAAAUUCAAGUUUCUCAACUACGAGAGGAUGCUCUGCGCCAAUGCGACCAACUGCUAUGAAAUGGCCGUGAAAUGCGCACACAUGUACAAGGGCUUUCCCCUAAUUAAGAUUUCCUAUCGCAUGCAAGACAUGUUCAGAAAAAGCAUCGAGUUGAGGCUACCCAUCCCGAUUAACAAAUUUAUGAAGAACAUUAAAAUCACGAAAGACGUUUUUGUGAAAUUUUGGAACAACGAAAAUUUUAAUAUAUAUAAGAAGGAUAAGGUUAUCCACAAGGCCGACUCGGUUGACACAGAGAAGAUCGUCUCCCUCUCCUGUUUGGGAAACGCACUAAGUGUGUGCUACAUAGAAGAUGCAAUUUACUUGAGCGGGUGCUAUGCGGACAAUGCAAGCGCACUGGAUAAUUAUUUCGUUCUCGUGGGAAUUGAGGACCUGGAGAACAAACUGAAGAUCAUAUGUAAGUCGAAUAACCCCACGCUAUCAUCGGCCAUCCUUUUUUUAAUCAUACUCAUUCUUAAGGAGCACGACCGGGUGUAA
Molecule: messenger RNA, 2889 nt
Organism: Plasmodium inui San Antonio 1
Lineage: Eukaryota; Apicomplexa; Aconoidasida; Haemosporida; Plasmodiidae
Exons: 10
Coding region: 1-2889 (962 amino acids)
Source: RefSeq, a predicted model, not a curated record